Molecule: messenger RNA, 387 nt
Organism: Rhodotorula graminis WP1
Lineage: Eukaryota; Fungi; Basidiomycota; Microbotryomycetes; Sporidiobolales; Sporidiobolaceae
Exons: 2
Source: RefSeq, a predicted model, not a curated record
CAGGACGAUGACGAGUUCGACAACAGCUACGAGGCGCUCAUCCGCCUGUCGGAGCGACUCGGCGACGCCAAGCCCAAGGGCGUCUCGGCCGACCAACUCGAAAGCCUGCGCAACGCGCACUCGCUCGACCCGCCGACGCUCGCGCGCCCAGGGCUCGACAAGGAGACGCGGUGCGGCAUCUGCCUGUGCGACUACGAGGACGACGACGACUGCAUGCUCACCGUGUGCGAGCACGGCUUCCACGACGAGUGCCUGCGGUCGUGGUUGACGCAGAAGGGAACCUGCCCGUGCGUCCUCUUUCUCUCUCUCUUUCCUUCCCGGCCGGCCCUGACCUUUCUCGUCCAUCGCGCUCGCAGUGUCUGUCGUCGUGACCACGUCUCGGCGUGA